AACAAUGUAAUGUGAAGUUGACAGCAGAGAGGUGGACUGAAGCUUAUCUACUGCUUCCACCAACACGAACAAAGUAAUGUGAAGUUGACAGCAGAGAGGUGGACUAGAAUCUUAUCUACUGCUUCCACCAACACGAACAAUGUAAUGUGAAGUUGACAGCAGAGAGGUGGACUGAAGCUUCUGCAAGAAUUGGAAUGACCUGAGGUUGAGCUUGCUGCCGGAAUUGAUGACAGAACUGAGCUUGCUGCUGGAAUUGAUACACACACUGAAAUUCUGGAGUCUCCUGCCUUCGCAACCACGUCGAUAGGAGGUCUCCUCUGAGGAAGGGACGGAGAUGGGAGAUGAGACCUUGCCGGAGAAGAUGAAGAACCAGCAACCAGCCGGAGAAGAAGAAAGAACACCGACGCCUCCUUCGCUCCCUGGAGUUGUUCUGCGUUCACAACCACGUUCGCAGUUUAUACGCUGAUUAGGGAGGAAAGAGGAGGGACCACCGGAGCAGAACCACUCCGGUGAAAAACCUAGGUUUAAUCUCACCUUGCCGUCGCUGAUUGGAGUAGAUCGGGAGGAAACUCGCCACGCUAGAGCAGAAACCUUUCGCCGGCAGAGGACACUGAGAUGAGGUCGUCGCCUUCACAGGAUUCGCUGGAGAUGCGCCCAGUGCUCGCCCGAAGUGGAGGAGAAUCAUUUUCUUCAGGGCAGGUUAAGCUUCUUGCAGCCGUGCUUCUACUACAACUAUGUUAUGCAGGUUACAAUAUAGCUGCUAAGGUUGCACUCGACAAGGGCAUCGGCCAAUUUGUCUUUCCAGUGUAUAGGAAUGUUAUCGGUUUCUCGUUGCUAGCUCCAUUUGCAUACUUUCUCGAGAAGGAAGACCGACCAUCUUUAUCUCUUUCUUUGCUGUUUCAAUUCUUCCUUCUUGCAUCCUUUGGGAUUACAAUCAAUCAAGUAUGUUUCCUCAUCGGCUUACGCUAUGUGCCCACAACUUAUGCCGCUGCGAUCCAGAAUUUGGGCCCGGCACUCACAUUUGCCAUGGCUGCGGCUCUCGGGCUUGAGCAAGUCCACAUCGCAAAGAGAUACGGGUUAGCAAAAGUGCUCGGCACGGUUACUAGCAUAGGAGGUGCCACUGUCAUCACUCUAUACAAGGGUCUUCCCCUACUGCCUCACCCUCUUUCGACAAAUGUUUUAGCCACUCCCCUAAUUUCAAACUCUAUACUACACUGGACAGUGGGUUGUGCCUACAUACUUGGAAAUUGCGUUACAUGGUCUGCCUGGAUGGUGCUUCAGGUUCCAGUGGUGAAGAAGUACCCAGCUAAGCUCUCAUUUAGUGCCUUCAUCUGCUUCUUCGGGUUUCUGCAAUGCCUUGUCAUAGCAUGCAUUUCUGAAACUGACAGUGAGAAGUGGAAAGUGCAUUCAGUAGAACAGCUCUGUGCAAUUCUCUAUUCAGGGCUUGUUGUGUCGGGCAUUGCCAUUGCUCUUCAGAUAUGGUGCAUAGAUAAAGGGGGUCCUCUUUUCACUGCUGUCUUCGGGCCAGUGCAAGUUGUGGCUGUGGCCAUAGUGUCGGUUCUCAUCUUCAACGAUCAGUUAUACUUGGGAGGGGUUGUUGGAUCAGUUCUCAUAGUGUUUGGGCUGUACUUGGUUCUAUGGGGCAAAAAGGAGGAGAAAGUUUCGAAUCAGGACAUGAGCCAAGGGCUACAGAUGCAUGCCCUCCAAAUCGACCCUUGCGAGUAGGAACUCACAAGACAAGCUAUCGACUAUUCAAGUGCGAAGGUAGUUCAUAAACAUCUUUUCCGCAACUAUGAACUGAGUUACAAUGUUGAUUUCUAUAAUAUGUUAUUCAGUAACACAAACGAUAAACAUUGCGAAGUCAAGAUGAACUAAUAAUGUUUGAGUUAGUAAAAUUCUGAUUACAACUAUUUUUCCCCCCUUCA
Messenger RNA from Zingiber officinale, 1925 nucleotides. Its product is annotated as auxin-induced protein 5NG4-like. The transcript has 7 exons. Gene Ontology annotation, cellular component: plasma membrane. The coding region runs from base 616 to 1725 and encodes 369 amino acids. Gene Ontology annotation, molecular function: transmembrane transporter activity. The record is from RefSeq and is a predicted model, not a curated record. Lineage: Eukaryota; Viridiplantae; Streptophyta; Magnoliopsida; Zingiberales; Zingiberaceae.